AAGCCGAAGAGGUAGUGAGGAGAGGAGAAGAGUGCAGCUGAGCUUGGUGUAACUCGUCCUUGUCUGAGAUGGUGAAGCUCGCAUUAGGAAGCUUGGGUGACUCCUUCAGCGGAGUGUCUCUCAAGUCCUAUUUGGCCGAGUUCAUUGCCACUCUCCUGUUCGUGUUCGCUGGCGUCGGCUCCGCCAUCGCUUAUGGUAAGCUGACGGGUGGUGCAGCGCUGGACCCGGCGGGCCUGGUCGCCGUGGCCCUCGCGCAUGGCUUGGCCCUCUUCGUCGGUGUCUCCAUGGCAGCCAACAUCUCCGGCGGCCACCUCAACCCGGCGGUCACCUUCGGCCUCGCCGUCGGUGGCCACAUCACCAUCCUCACCGGCAUCUUCUACUGGGUCGCCCAGCUCCUCGGCUCCACCGUCGCUUGCCUCCUCCUCAAGUUCGUCACCGGCGGCUUGGCUGUUCCGACUCACGGCGUGGCGGCCGGCAUGAGCGAGCUGGAAGGGGUGGUGAUGGAGGUGGUGAUCACCUUCGCGCUGGUGUACACGGUGUACGCGACGGCGGCGGACCCCAAGAAGGGGUCGCUGGGGACGGUGGCACCCAUCGCGAUCGGGUUCAUCGUAGGGGCCAACAUUCUGGCGGCCGGGCCAUUCAGCGGCGGUUCCAUGAACCCGGCGCGCUCCUUCGGCCCCGCGGUGGCCAGCGGAGACUUCGCCGGCAACUGGGUCUACUGGGUGGGGCCACUCAUCGGCGGCGGACUGGCCGGGCUCAUCUACGGUGACAUCUUCAUCGGCUCCUACCAGCCCGUAGCAGCUCAGGACUAUCCUUGAGGUGGCAGCGCCCGCCGUUGCGGAGAUGGCUUGGGAGUCUUCAUGUCUUGUUUGAUCUGCUUGUCACAAAUAAAUGUACAUAUAAGAAGAGUACAUCAUAGUGGAUAGUGGCGGACUGCAUGUCUUGUAAUAAAUGUUCUCUCUAUUGUAAACGUCUGUCUGUUUCAAUUAAGUAAUAUGAAUGCUCCCACUUGUCAGCUCAUAA
Molecule: messenger RNA, 1023 nt
Organism: Musa acuminata AAA Group (dessert banana)
Lineage: Eukaryota; Viridiplantae; Streptophyta; Magnoliopsida; Zingiberales; Musaceae
Product: probable aquaporin TIP2-1
Exons: 3
Coding region: 69-818 (249 amino acids)
Biological process (GO): water transport; transmembrane transport
Cellular component (GO): plant-type vacuole membrane
Molecular function (GO): water channel activity
Source: RefSeq, a predicted model, not a curated record